Molecule: messenger RNA, 1673 nt
Organism: Hemicordylus capensis (graceful crag lizard)
Lineage: Eukaryota; Metazoa; Chordata; Lepidosauria; Squamata; Cordylidae
Gene: IGFBP3
Product: insulin like growth factor binding protein 3
Exons: 4
Coding region: 25-906 (293 amino acids)
Biological process (GO): regulation of insulin-like growth factor receptor signaling pathway
Cellular component (GO): extracellular region
Molecular function (GO): insulin-like growth factor II binding; fibronectin binding; insulin-like growth factor I binding
Source: RefSeq, a predicted model, not a curated record
CUUCGCCCCCCUGUCGCCGUUGCUAUGGUGUCGCGGCUCUACGUGCUGCUGUGGGCAGUGGCGGCAGCGACGGCGCUGCUGAGCCGGCUGGCGGUAGCGGUGGGGCCGGUGGUGCGGUGCGACCCGUGCGACUCCCGGGCGCUGGAGCAGUGCAAGCCGUUGGCGCCCGAGUGCCCGGAGCUGGUGCGGGAGCCCGGCUGCGGCUGCUGCUGGACGUGCGCCUUGCAAGAAGGGCAGCCGUGCGGCGUGUACACCGAGCGCUGCGGCGCCGGGCUCAGCUGCCGGCCCCGGAGCGACGAACAGAAACCCCUCCAAGCACUCCUCGAUGGCAAGGGGCUCUGCACCAACGUCAGCGGCGACGCGGCGGCGGGCGGAGGAGGAGGAGGCAGCAGCAGCAGCAAGUUCCGCGCCCUCCUCCUGCGAGGGACCCACGGGCCAGGGAAUUCCAGUGAUUCAGAGGAAGACCAGAGCAUCAGCAGCACAGAGAAUCAGUCUGUCCCCAACACACACAGGGUGUUGGAUUCCAAGUCACAUGCUCACAACACCAAAAUAGAUAUCAUCAGGAAAGAGCAAGCCAAAAAUACCCAGCGCUACAAGUACGAUUCACAAAGCACAGACACACUGAAUUUCUCUUCUGAGUCCAAACAGGAGACUGAAUAUGGUCCUUGCCGGAGAGAAAUGGAAGACACAUUAAACAAUCUCAAGAUUCUGAAUGUCUUAAGCCCGAGGGGAAUGCAUAUUCCAAAUUGUGAUAAGAAAGGAUUCUACAAGAAAAAACAAUGUCGUCCAUCUAGAGGCCGAAAGAGAGGCUACUGUUGGUGUGUGGAUAAAUAUGGGCAGCCACUUCCUGGAUAUGAUGGGAAGGGAAAAGGAGAUGUCCAUUGCUACAAUUUAGAAAGCAAAUGAGGGACAUGCACCAUCUUCCAUGGAAUCUGUGUGUGGCAUCUUGACCCGUCAGAGGCCUUGGAGUGACUGGGAUAUAGCAUGGACUGCGUUGGACUUGGGAGUUCUGAGUUCUACCCCCUGCUCAUUUGUGGGGAUUCAAUGACUCUUUGGACUCUGCAGCUGCAUCCUGCCACUGGCACACUUCCAGUUUUCUAUAGAUUCACGCAGGGAGCUCUGAAAUCCCAAAUAAAUCUGCACUAUUGAUCCCCAGAAAGAAUAAGGGAAAAUAAAGGCACUUCAGAAUGGAUUCAGGGAGUCUCCACUGACUUUGUGUGUUUUUGUUUGUUAAAUAACGGCCUGUGACCAAUUUGAUCCCGAAAGAUAACUGUGUUUCAUUUUAAAGAAUUUAUCAACUGUAAGCUUUGUAAAGAUAUUAAAGACUUUGGGUAUGAUCCAACCAAAGCUAAGUAUUUUUAAGUCCCAUAGAUUUCAAUUGGAGAGUUAAUCAUGAUCUUCUCCCUCUCCUGUUGAAAUCAAAGGGACUUAGAUGCUUAGCUUAGGUUGGAUCACACUCAGUGUUUUAAAGUUUAAGCUUUUUUGUUUUAUACAGGUCUGACGGGAAACUUAUCUUCACGGGUAAAAAUGUUUAUUAAAAAAAGCUCAAAGAACUUUUUAAAAGAAACAUGUUUCUACAUUGCUAUUUUUUUCUGUAAAAUAUACUGUAUUAUGAAUAUUCUGUUAGUCUGUAUUUAAUAUAAUUGUUUUUUAAAUAAACUAUUUAAAUGUAA